AUGUAUCGAACAAAUUUCGUUUUUAUACUGAUGCUAAUUCCGAUGCCAAGUAUUUUAACUAAAAUGAUGAUCAGUUCAUCAAUAUCUACAACAUCGUCAAGUUUAACAAGUCAAGAUGCGUUAUUAUCAUGUAGCUAUUGUCAAAAAAAGGCAUGUCAUUGUUCUUCAACUCAGAAGAUUUUAAAUUGUUCGUCGUAUUUAUUAAACCUAACAUUUGAUUCGAAUUGUGCAAAAAUGAUAAUAUGGAAAACAGUUGAUUUUUCAUCACGUAAUCUUGUAUCAUUGGAUUCGUCAAGUCUUCUACUAUUGCGUAUGUCUCAUUUAAUAUUAAAAUCAAAUUCAAUUUCAAAUAUUCACGAGAAAACAUUUGAUUCCGUUGGUGAUAUUCUCAUUGAACUUGAUUUACAAAUUAAUCAGCUAUCGACUUUAUCUUCAAAGUGGUUUAAUUCAAAGCUAAGGCAAGUAAAAAUUUUAAAUUUAGCAUCCAAUCAACUUGAAUCAUUUACACAACUUAAUCAUCUCGAUUUACCUUAUUUACGAAUAUUAAAUUUAUCACGGAAUCAAAUCGAAAUAUUUCCUCGUCAAAUUCAGCAAUUGAAAUCAUUAGUAAAACUUGAUUUAUCAUUUAAUAAACUAUCAAGUAUUCCAAAAUUUGCCUUAAUGGGUCUUGAUGAUUUAACAUGGUUAUCAUUGGCAUCAAAUCGAGAUUUAACUUGUAUCAUUCAAGAUUCAUUUAAAUAUCUUAAAUCAUUGAAUUAUCUUGAUUUAUCAAGUACAUAUUUAUUCGAUCUUGAUGGUUGUAUAUUUAUUCAAUUAACUGGUUUACGCACAUUGAAAAUAGAACACGUUUCGAUUAAUUGUUCGUCUUGUUGGCUUCCUAUCGCAAAAACAAAUUCAAUUGCAUUACUCGGAGAAUGUCUUGACAAAAAUCAAAUACAACGAUUAGAUAAAUUAACUGAUAAACAAAUUCAUGAUUCAUGUUCAAAAUCAUCUAUAAAUUGUUCGUCUAAUUAUUGUGAACCGGUUUCAUUUAAUUUUCAAUAUAAAUCUUUUUCAUAUGGACAAUUAUCCGAUACGUCGAACAGUUCAAAUCAAUCAAAAAGUCGUGCAAUCGCAAUAGCUCUUGGUGUUAUUUUUAGUAUAAUUGCGUCUAUUAUAAUAAUAAUGACUACAAUCAUAGUAGUCUAUCGAUGGAAACAUGGUAAAGAAUUACAAUGUUGUGACUUCCGAACAACAACGUCAUCAACAAAGACUGAAAUAACACAACGUCAUCGUCGUCAACAUCAGAAGCAAAUAAUCAAUAAAAAUUCAACCGUCAUCGAAUCUAUUAUUACACAUGGUGCAAAUAUGAAUGUACCGUCGUAUCCACCACAUCACAAUGAUGCGUAUUCAAGUGAAACAACUUCAAAUACUAAACGAAAACUUUAUAAUCCUAUGUUUACUGAUUCCCCUGAAUCAGACUUAAGAUAUCAUCAAUCGGGAACUGAAUCAAGUGACAAUAGGCCUCAAAGCAAUUAA
Messenger RNA from Rotaria socialis, 1518 nucleotides. Lineage: Eukaryota; Metazoa; Rotifera; Eurotatoria; Philodinida; Philodinidae. The record is from the annotation of a GenBank genome assembly.